AUGGCGGCCACCGACGCGACGACGACGGAGGCGGCGGCGACGGUGGGCGGUUACGAGCUACUGGAGCGCCUGGGCGGGCGUCCGCCGUCCACGGUCGUGUGGCGUGCGGUCUCACGCUCCACCGGUGCGCCCGUGGCCGUGAAGCAGGUGCGGCUCGCCGGCCUCCCCGCCCGCCUCCGCGACAGCCUCGACUGCGAGGUCCGCUUCCUCGCAGCCGUCAGCCACCCCAACAUCAUCCGCCUCAUCGAUGUCAUCCAGGUACAACUCCAUUUCCGUUUUAUGGAAGAAUUUUCUUCUAGUAGCACAGCGGGCACGGUACGGUACCAAUCGCCGCCGCUCUUCUCCAUUUGGGUCCGUCAGACACAGAGCUGCCUGUACCUCGUCCUGGAGCUGUGCGAGGGAGGGGACCUGGCGGCCUUCAUCCGGCGCAACGGGAGGGUAGACGAGCGCGUGGCCAGAAAUUUCAUGAAACAAAUUGGAGCUGGCUUACAAGUGCUGCGCCGGCACCAUGUCGUCCACCGGGACUUGAAACCUCAGAAUAUCCUACUGUCUUCUCCAAGCAGCGAUGCAAUCCUUAAGAUAUCUGAUUUUGGCCUUGCAAGGGUUCUUCGUCCUGGGGAGUAUGCAGACACAGCUUGUGGCUCUUGUUUGUACAUGGCCCCAGAAGUGAUGCUGUUUCAAAAGUACGAUGACAAGGUAGACAUGUGGAGUAUCGGCGCGAUCCUGUUUGAGCUCUUGAAUGGCCACCCACCAUUCCACGGCAGAAGUAAUGUUCAGCUACUUCAAUGCAUAAACAGAAGCACAUCUCUUCCGUUCUCCAAACCUCUGCUGUUCAGCUUGCGUCCUGAUUCUGUUGAAAUGUGCACGAGACUGCUAUGCGCAAAUCCAGUGAAGAGGCUGUCCUUCCAAGAAUUCUUCGACCACAGCUUCUUCAGAGUGUGA
This is a messenger RNA of Panicum virgatum (switchgrass), 942 nucleotides long. RefSeq names its product serine/threonine-protein kinase ATG1t-like. The record is from RefSeq and is a predicted model, not a curated record. The coding region runs from base 1 to 942 and encodes 313 amino acids. Gene Ontology annotation, cellular component: autophagosome; cytoplasm. NCBI's taxonomy places the organism in Eukaryota, Viridiplantae, Streptophyta, Magnoliopsida, Poales, Poaceae. Gene Ontology annotation, biological process: protein autophosphorylation; autophagosome organization; autophagy. Gene Ontology annotation, molecular function: ATP binding; protein serine/threonine kinase activity. The transcript has 7 exons.